UAUUCCAAUACAAAUAUUUAGGGAAAAAAGAUAAUUGAAAAAAUGUAGAAACGGAACAAACGGAUACACAGAUAGAGUAAUUCCACUACCGCGUUCCUCCCUCUUUCUUUGUCCUCUUAUUCUUGUAUUUGAUCAUUUCCCUUUUCCUUACUCCAAUCCCCAUUUCAUACUUGUUGUUUGAUUGAUUGAUUGAUCGAUUGAAUUUGAACCGUAAAUUUACCGGAGAUAAUGAGCGACGGCGGAGGAAGUUCGUCUGAAGGUGGGUGUACGGCGGCGACAACGACGGAUACGGGAGAUUUGCCGACGAAUAAAGUAGGAGAGAAGCAGAAGGAUAAGGAGAAGAGUAAGGUUAGCAAGACGUCGGCGAUUUUAUGGCACGCUCAUCAAAACGACGCCGCGGCGGUCAGGAAGCUUCUAGAAGAAGAUCGGACUCUUGUCAAUGCUAGGGAUUAUGAUAAUCGAACUCCUCUUCAUGUUGCUUCUCUUCAUGGCUGGAUCGAUGUUGCUAAGUGUUUGCUUGACUUUGAUGCUGAUGUCAACGCUCAAGAUCGUUGGAAAAAUACCCCUCUUGCUGACGCUGAAGGAGCAAAGAAACAUGGGAUGAUCGAGCUUUUGAAGUCAUAUGGUGGUUUAUCUUAUGGCCAAAAUGGGAGCCAUUUUGAACAAAAAAUUGUGCCCCCACCCUUGCCAAACAAGUGUGACUGGGAGAUUGAUCCCGCUGAGUUGGACUUCUCAAAUUCUUCUAUGAUUGGAAAGGGAUCAUUUGGGGAGAUUUUGAAAGCCCAAUGGCGGGGUACUCCAGUUGCAGUCAAGCGUAUACUUCCAUCUCUUUCGGAUGAUAAAUUGGUGAUUCAGGAUUUUAGGCACGAGGUCAUUUUAUUGGUGAAGCUUCGUCAUCCUAACAUUGUUCAGUUCCUAGGAGCUGUGACCGAGAGAAAACCCUUGAUGUUGAUUACUGAGUAUUUACGAGGGGGUGAUCUACAUCAGUACCUUAAAGACAAGGGAGCUCUUAGUCCAUCAACAGCUAUAAAUUUUGCGUUAGACAUUGCAAGAGGAAUGGCUUGUCUUCAUAACGAACCUAAUGUGAUUAUCCAUCGAGAUUUAAAGCCAAGGAACGUUCUCCUGGUCAACUCUAAUGCAGACCAUUUAAAAGUUGGAGACUUUGGACUUAGUAAGCUUCUCAAGGUUAAACAGGCUCAUGAUGUGUACAAAAUGACUGGCGAGACAGGAAGCUAUCGCUAUAUGGCUCCUGAAGUAUUUAAGCACCGGAAGUAUGACAAAAAAGUUGAUGUUUUUUCCUUCGGCAUGAUAUUGUAUGAGAUGCUUGAGGGAGAGCCUCCCAUGGCAAGUUAUGAACCAUAUGAGGCGGCAAGAUAUGUGGCUGAAGGACACCGACCUUCAAUUAAGUCCAAAGGGUUUGUACCAGAUCUAAGAGAGUUAACUGAACAAUGUUGGUCUGCUGACAUAAACCAGAGGCCUUCUUUCUUGGAGAUUCUUAAGAGACUCGAGAAAAUAAAGGACAAUCUUCCAGCAGAGCAUCAUUGGCAUUUCUUUUCUGGAUGACAAAACAUUGAACUAUCAAUCUCAGAAUCCGACAACUUGCUAGUUUUUCAUACCCAAUCAUGUUUUGCCCAUUCUCUGUGCAAAUCUGGCUCAAGGUAUCAUCACCUCAGCCUUUCAGCCCUCUUCAAUUUAAAGGAGGAAAUCGCUGUGUAUUAGCAUCAUUUGUUUUAACAUUGGUUAUAAUUGAAUCAUUAUCUAGUAUGUCGAAGAACCUUUGUUUACAGUUACAUGACUCCAACUUCACAUACUAAUUCCGAUUUUUAUAUGCCUUGAAAAGGGCUUUAGAUUAUUUUGUGGUUGGACUGAGCUUGUAUGUUUUUAUCCCAUCGUAUGUAAAUUGUAAUAUUUGUACUAUGUUUGCAGUUUCUGUCUGUAAUUGUGUUAUCAGCUAUUUAAUUGAAAGAGUUUUUGAGAUCCUCUUGAA
Molecule: messenger RNA, 1987 nt
Organism: Amaranthus tricolor (Joseph's coat)
Lineage: Eukaryota; Viridiplantae; Streptophyta; Magnoliopsida; Caryophyllales; Amaranthaceae
Product: serine/threonine-protein kinase VIK-like
Exons: 11
Coding region: 229-1563 (444 amino acids)
Biological process (GO): protein phosphorylation
Molecular function (GO): protein binding; protein kinase activity; ATP binding
Source: RefSeq, a predicted model, not a curated record